CGCAAAUCUGUCAGACUAUCAAAUCCAAAGCAAACUACCCUUUCUUCAACCUUACACACAAAACCCCCCAUUCAAUCAUCAUGAGAUUCGCCGUUUUAAUGCUGGGCAUUUUCGUUGCGACCGUCAUGGCACAAGCACAAGAACCGUACUGCGAUUAUGGAACUGAGGGCGAUGGCGGUUGCGAAGCAAAUGGCCAAGCAACCUACUGCGUGAGUACUACAAUUGAUGGUUUACACAUUGUACAUAGACUAAUUCUGGUUUCAGUGCAUACCUGACGAAUCCGAUCGCGACGCAUACCCUAUUAAAAGAAAGAUCAGUGUUUUGUCCGCGAACAUGAGCGGUUCGUCCCAAUGCACAGCGCCAGGAGGCAAAGUGAAGGACGCUGGAAGGAUUGGUUGUGGUCCAAGGUAGAGGCUUUUUGGAGUGUUGGUGUAUAGUGGAAUCGGGUUCGGAGUUUAGGCGGUUUUGCACCCGGCGUGCGCUGGUUAUUUGUUUGAUCGUUUAUCCUGAACUCUGUUGGUCUUUUGUAG
Messenger RNA from Hymenoscyphus albidus, 530 nucleotides. Lineage: Eukaryota; Fungi; Ascomycota; Leotiomycetes; Helotiales; Helotiaceae. The record is from the annotation of a GenBank genome assembly.